Engraulis encrasicolus (European anchovy) is the source of this 3034-nucleotide messenger RNA. RefSeq lists its product as uncharacterized. Gene Ontology annotation, molecular function: nucleic acid binding. Lineage: Eukaryota; Metazoa; Chordata; Actinopteri; Clupeiformes; Engraulidae. The transcript has a single exon. Bases 225 to 2975 code for a protein of 916 amino acids. The record is from RefSeq and is a predicted model, not a curated record. Gene Ontology annotation, biological process: DNA integration.
GACUCAUUAGAGUUAAAGUGGCAUUGAAUAAGCAACAGGCUGUCUUGCCACUGUAUGUGGUGAGGGUGGAUGCUCCACCAUUGUUUGGCAGAGAGUGGCUUAGAGCCAUCCAACUGAAUUGGAGAGAUUUAAAGACUGUACAUGCUAUUGAGCACACACAGACAGACAGCUUAGAGACUGUGCUAAAGAGACAUUCAGCUGUUUUCUCCGAUCAGUUAGGCACCAUGAAGGGAGUGAAAGCCAGGCUCACUCUCAGACCAAACAGUGUCCCCAAAUUCUGCCAGCCACGCAAUGUGCCAUAUGCCCUCCGACCGCGAGUGGAAGCCGAGCUGAAACGCCUCACUGAGCUUGGAGUCAUCUCACCAGUUGCACACAGUGACUGGGCGACGCCAGUGGUGCCCGUGAGCAAAAAGGACGGCGCCGUGAGACUCUGCGGGGACUUCAAAGUCACCCUCAACCAAGCUCUGUGCAUCGACAAGUACCCUAUUCCACGCAUUGAGGACUUGUUCGCUUCCCUCGCUGGUGGUCAACGCUUCAGUAAGCUGGAUCUUUCCAAUGCAUACCUGCAGAUGGAAGUGGAAGAGAGCUCCAGGAAGCUGCUGACCAUCUCAACGCAGAAAGGACUCUUCACCUUCAACCGCUUGCCAUUUGGUGUAGCGUCAUCGCCCGCCUUGUUCCAAAAGGCCAUGGACCAGGUACUCCUCGGACUGCCAAACACACACUGCUACCUGGACGACAUACUUGUCAGUGGUCCUGACGAGCAGUCACAUCUGAAAACCCUGGAUGCAGUACUCAGCAGGUUAAAGGAGUACGGCCUGCACCUGAAGAAAGAGAAAUGUCUCUUCUUCCAGGAGUCCGUGGAAUACCUGGGCCACAUCAUCGACGCCGCUGGUCUCCACAAGUCACCGGAGAAGGUCCGCGCCAUCAUGGACGCCCCAGCACCAGGCGAUGUGAGUCAACUGCGCUCUUUCCUAGGAAUGUUAAACUACUAUGGACGCUUCAUCCCUGACCUUUCCACCGUGCUUAAGCCACUGAAUGAACUGCUGAACAAAGAAAAGAAGUGGCAGUGGACGUCAGCAUGUGCAGCAGCGUUCCAGAAAGCCAAAACACUCCUAGUGUCACAAGAGGUGCUCACACACUACAACCCUGAGCUGCCUCUCCGCCUUGCCUGCGACGCUUCACCCUAUGGGGUCGGAGCUGUUCUGUCUCACAUCUUGCCGGAUGGCGAAGAAAAACCCAUCGCCUAUGCCUCCAGAACACUCAGCAAAGCAGAACAGAACUAUGCACAGAUCGAGAGGGAAGCGUUAUCGAUCGUCUUUGGAGUAAGAAAAUUCCACCAGUAUCUGUAUGGCAAUACAUUUACUUUACUCACUGACCAUCGCCCGCUUACAACCAUCCUCAGUCCAGUCAAAAGUACACCAUCCAUGGCUGCAGCUCGCAUGCAACGCUGGGCGCUCCUGCUGUCUGCUCACAAUUACACCAUAGAGUACAGAAAAGGGCCCCUACACGCCAAUGCUGAUGGACUGUCGAGGUUACCGCUCCCUCAUGCCCCCAGUGAGACACAAGGUGCAGUGGAGGUGUUCUACACUUCACAGUUGGACACACUACCAGUCAGCAACGCAGAGAUCAAGCGUCACACCAUGUCUGACUCCACCCUGUCCCGUGUCAUGGAGAUGGUCACAACUGGCCGUUUUCCCACUGCAAAGGCCGCUGGAGACGAACUGUCACCCUACCUCCAGCGCCGCCAUGAACUCACUGCCCAGCAAGGAUGCCUCAUGUGGGGUCUGAGAGUGAUUGUACCACCCAAACUGCGCCCCUGGGUACUGUCAGAGCUACACUCAGCACACCCAGGUGUAGUGAGAAUGAAGAGCUUAGCUCGCAGCUACGUGUGGUGGCCCGGCAUUGACUCCCAGAUCGAAGACCAAGCAAAGUCAUGCCACUCAUGCCCCCGAGUACAGAAAGACCCUGGCCCAGCACCUUUACACCCGUGGAUAUGGCCAUCCAGUCCCUGGGAACGCAUACAUGUGGACUUUGCCGGUCCAUUUGAAGGGCACAUGUACCUGGUCGUAGUGGACGCCCACUCCAAAUGGCCUGAGGUACACGUCAUGGACAGCACCACAUCCAGCAAGACCAUCCAAGUGCUUAGAGGACUUUUUAGUCGCUAUGGCAUUCCACUCAGCCUGGUAAGCGACAACGGCCCGCAGUUUUGCUCUGAAGACUUCAGCACGUUCCUGAAAGCCAAUGGAGUCAAGCACAUUCGCUCAGCACCGUACCACCCUGCUUCCAAUGGCUUGGCAGAGCGCUUUGUGCAAACCUUCAAGCACGCUCUGAAAUCUUCCAGAGGAACUAAGCCAGUGCAACAGCGCCUAGAUACAUUCCUCCUGACCUACCGCAACACCCCUCAUGCAACAACCAAGGAGAGCCCUGCAAUGCUCUUCAUCGGACGCAAGCUGCGUUCACGACUGGAUUUCCUGAAACCCAGUGUGGCUGGAGCAGUGCACCAGUCACAGCAGGCUCAACAACAACGACGCGAGCUACACUCCAAGCAGAGACAGUUUGCAGUUGGCGAGCCAGUGCUCGUGCGUGAUUACAGGAGAGGGGAGGAUAAGUGGAUGCCUGCUGUGGUGAUCGAGAAGACCGGACCAGUGUCCUACAAGGUAAAUGUGGGAACACAAGGGGUCUGGAAGCGUCAUGUGGACCAGAUGCUGGCUCGGCCCGAGUCAGAUCCACCAGAGUCUGUGAGUUUUCCAGUUACACCAUCACAGACAACCACACCUGGUACCACACCUGACACAAAUACACCUCAACAGAAGGAGGAUACUGAUACACACACACCACAUGCAUCACCCAAAACACCCAAGACACCACCACAGUCCAUAGAAAUGACACACGCAGAACAUUCAGAGACAACAGGGACUGUACGACGGUAUCCUGUGAGGAUCACCCAUCCGCCAGUACGUUAUGGACAUGAAUGAACUUUUUGUUAUGGACAUGAAUGAACUUUCUUUUAAAAAAAAAAAAAAAAAGAAAAGAA